Hypanus sabinus (Atlantic stingray) is the source of this 4214-nucleotide messenger RNA. RefSeq names its product NACHT, LRR and PYD domains-containing protein 3-like. The transcript has 16 exons. Lineage: Eukaryota; Metazoa; Chordata; Chondrichthyes; Myliobatiformes; Dasyatidae. The record is from RefSeq and is a predicted model, not a curated record. Gene Ontology annotation, cellular component: cytoplasm. Bases 170 to 3493 code for a protein of 1107 amino acids. Gene Ontology annotation, molecular function: protein binding.
GUGUUCAUUACUUACUGAACCCGUAACACAUCCUCACUGGAACAGGGUGGUAACAGAACCUGGAGCCGCUGUACACGAACCCGUAACACAGCCUCACUGGGACAGGGUGGUAACAGAACCUGAAGCCGCAGUACAAAAACAGCAAAAACUGAUCACACCUCUCACCAAAAUGGGUCAAGGUUCGAGCAGUGGAAGAGCUCCAGUGACGUCAACAUCGAGAAAGGACACGGAGCAGCAAAAACUGAAAACUCCUGUCCACAAAAUGGAUCAAGGUUCAAGCAGUGGAGGAGUUCCAGUGGCGUCAGGAUCGGGAAAGGACACGGAGCAGCAAAAACUGAAAACUCCUGCCCACAAAAUGGAUCAAGGUUCAAGCAGGGGAGGAACUCCAGUGACGUCAACAUCAGGAAAUGACACGGUUCCGAGCACAGCGAUCACCGAGCUCCUGGCAAGCUGGGACGAUUCCCAGCUGCUGCGGUUGACGGACUUCUACCGGGACAGGCUGGAGCAGGCGAUGGAAGGAGGGGUGCACGGAGUGAGCCUGGCGUUAACGGCCGAGAAUCAGUUCAGCGGAGAGGAACAUCGGAAAAUCUCCGAUCUCGCUGAUAAGGGAGAGUGGGCGGACAGUUCUAAACUCCUCCUGAGCCUGGUGAUGGAGAAAGGCUCCCGCGCCCGGAUGGUGAUGUGGGAAACCUUUGUGAAAAUGCGGAUUGGUGUCCCAAAGUUGGACAAAAUACUGAAAGAAAUACAGGAACAUGGUUGUGUUCCGGUCCAUCGACCCGUACUGGAGAUUCCCAGAGAGCUGAAAGAUUCCAAAUCUACGAUCUCAGAUCUCCUGACGCAGUGCGAAGAUUAUCAGCUGCUCCACCUGACUAUUUUCUACCGAGAGAGACUGAAACCUGCAAUUGAAGAACGGGUAGAAGGACUCAGCUGGACGUUGAGACAGGAGGGACAAUUCAGUGAACAGGAACACGAGGAAGUCAAGGAGCUUGCGGAGUGGGGAAACCGGACAGAGAGUUCCAAACUCUUCCUCAGUCUGGUGACGGAGAAAGGCGCAAAGGCCCAGAGAAUGAUGUGGGAAUCCUUUGUGGAAGUGAGGAAGGAGUUACCAAAGUUGGAAAGGAUACUGAAGGAAAUCCAGGAAUUUGGUCCUGAUCCAUAUGAACAUAUGAAUGUCAGCCGAGGCUUUUGUGAGUUAUCUUCGCAACUCAAGGAUGUUCAGCAGAAACACAAGGAGACCCUGCGGGCACAAACUGAAACACUGAGAGUGAACACGACCCUGAUGAGGGAGAAGGUGAAGGUUUUCCAGCUGGUUAAUCGAUACGCUGAGCUCACGGUCAUUUCUACUGUUCGAGAUCGGAGACUGGUGGAACAUGAGCUGCUGGCAAGAGGCAAAGACCAUGAAAAAUGGAGAAAGAAACAUCUCUGUGGAGAGCUGGAAAAAAUCCGGACUGAUCAGUUGUUCCAGAGCAGCUUUUCCCGGAGUAAAACCAAAUCUAGUAGUUCAGCAGCAGUGGCUGGAGUCCCGGGGAUCGGGAAAACAACAAUGGUACAAAAGAUUGUUUAUGACUGGGCAACAGGGAAAAUAUACCAACAGUUCCAGUUUGUCUUCAGUUUCAAAUUCCGGGAUUUAAACUCCAUUAACUGUCGAAUAAACCUGAAGGAACUGAUUCUGGAUCAGUAUCCUUACUUUGGGAAUAUCCUGAGAGAGAUCUGGAAGAACCCAGAGGGAUUGCUGUUUAUAUUCGAUGGUUUAGAUGAAUCCAAAGACAAAAUUGAUUUUGCUGACAGUCGGAGAGAUACAGAACCCAAGCACCAGUGUCCAGAUCCGGAGUGGUGGUGUGAAGUGUCUGACAUUGUGUACAGUUUAAUCCAGGGCAAGCUGCUCCCAGGGUGUUCAGUGCUGGUGACGACCCGCCCCACUGCGUUACAUUUAUUGGAAAAGGCGUAUAUCAGUGUCUGGGCUGAAAUCCUGGGAUUUGUUGGUGAGGAACGGAAGGAAUAUUUCAUCAGACAUUUUGAAGAUCAGACAGUGGCAGAAGCUGUUUUCAAACAUGUGAAGGAGAACGAGAUCCUGUACACCAUGAGCUACAACCCCUCCUACUGCUGGAUCCUUGCUCUGGCACUGGGCCCCUUUUUCACACAAAGAGUCAGGGACCCGCAGCGAGUUCCCAAGACCAUCACUCAACUGUACACCUACUAUAUUUACAACGUCCUGAAAAAUCACGGCCGUGAGAUUGAGAACGCCCGUGAUGUGUUACUCAGGGUUGGUCAGAUGGCCUUCAGAGGGGUGUCGGAGAGGAAGAUUGUGUUUACAGAUGGAGAUUUGAUCAAGUACAAUCUGCAGCCUUCCCAGUUCCUGUCCGGGUUCCUGAUGGAGCUUUUGGAGAGAGAGGAUUCUGCCCGGAGCGUGGUGUACACAUUCCCACACCUCACGAUCCAAGAGUUUGUAGCUGCAGUCGCACAAUUCCUGAAUCCACAUCCCGGGGAUAUCCUGAAAUUCCUCACUGAACUCCACAGCACGACAGAUGGGCGAUUUGAGGUAUUUCUCCGUUUUGUUGCUGGUCUCUCCUACCCAAUGACAGCUCGGGGCCUGGAGGAGUUUCUGGGUCCAUUUCCCAAUGAAACAACCUGCCGGGUGAUUGACUGGGUGAAGGAGGAGAUUCAACGCCAGAGUGGAAACACAGAGAGUGAAGCUGGUAAAAGGAGCCUCCUGAACACAUUGCACUACCUGUUUGAGUCUCAGAAUCGUGGACUGGCUCAGGCUGCUCUGGGAUCAGUGGAAGCACUUUCAUUCAGUGGAAUGACACUGACCCCUAUUGACUGCGCGGUCCUGUCUCAUGUCAUUGGACUCUGUGAUACAAUAAAAAACCUUGACCUGGACAACUGCCGCAUUCAGUCUGAAGGAAUCCAACGGCUGGGACCCGGGCUGCACAAGUGCCAGGAGUUGGGCCUAGGGGAUAAUAAACUUGGAGAUUCAGGCGUGAAACUGGUGUCUGCGGCUCUGAGGAACCCAGAGUGUAAAAUACAGGAACUUUGGCUAAACCGUGUCGGUCUCUCAGAUUCUGGUGCCGAGGAUCUCGCCUCCGCUCUCAGUACGAUCCCUUCACUGAUGGGGCUGCAUCUGAGUUAUAAUAACCUGGGAGAUUCAGGAGUGAAACUGGUGUCUGCGGCUCUGAGCAAUCCGGAGUGUAAAAUACAGAAACUGGAGCUGAACUAUGUCGGUCUCACAGAUUCUGGUACUAAGGAUCUCGUCUCCGCUCUCAGUACGAACAGAUCACUGAUGGAGCUAAACCUGGGAUCAAACUUGCUGACAGACCGAUCUGUCCCCACUGUCCGCCGCCUCAUACAGACCCUCCGGAGUCUGAUGUGGAUCAGGCUGGACUGGAAUCGGUUCAGUGAGACCGGGAUGAAGGAACUGAGAUCUCUGCAGGAACCCAGACCCGGACUGAGAGUGGAUCUGUGGACAUCUGAAUGUGGUGAAUCGGUUCAGUGAGACCGGGAGGAAGGAACUGAGAUCUCUGCUGGAACCCGAACCCCGACUGAAAUUGGAUCUGUGAACAUCCCCGCCGGCGGGAUCGACAUUUUGGCCGAUUAUGCCCGGCCUCACCUUUAAUUUCUGCAAUUACCUUUAAUGAGCACCCGCCAGGUUUAAUUCUAAAUCUAAUUCUAACGUACGUGGCUCCAGUCUCACGCUCUGUGACAUCUGAAGUGUUUCCGUAGUGAUGUAUUUCCGCCUGUCGUCCGGCGUCGCAACAGCCGCCGGAUGUCCGGGUUCAUGACUUCCCUCACGUAAGAACCUGGUAAUUACACAGGCAGGAAGUGUCUGGGGCCCAGGGCUCAAUUUGGGACGUCAGUGUCCCGGGGUGGGAUUAUCCCAGGAGAGAAUCCUUUUGCUCCCUUUGCUGAGGACGGUGCAUUCAGCAGUGUGACCCAUAUAAUAAUGUUAGAUGGACAAAUCCUUCAGCAGAAACCUGCAGCGAUCUCGGAUACGGCCCUGAAGUGCGAUUUCAUCGUCAUCUAUGAUGUUCCCCGAUGCAGAGUGACGGUGAGAAACGGGACUGAUUAUUCAAACUGUCACUCGUUGUCGCCGGUCAGUUAAUUGUGUGUGACUGUGAGUGAGUCGGGAGCAGCUUAUUUAUUCCCGCACGUCAGCAGCUCACACAUUGUUUAAUUUACAUUUGUCAUGAUGAAAUCAAUAAACCACUGUAACUUCC